Cryptomeria japonica (Japanese cedar) is the source of this 926-nucleotide messenger RNA. RefSeq names its product LOB domain-containing protein 4. The transcript is spliced from 2 exons. Lineage: Eukaryota; Viridiplantae; Streptophyta; Pinopsida; Cupressales; Cupressaceae. The record is from RefSeq and is a predicted model, not a curated record. The coding region runs from base 120 to 608 and encodes 162 amino acids.
AACGCAGAUGCAGAAAAAGUAAACUUUGGAUUCCACACCCAUGGCUAUUAUAUUAAUUUACUUGGAGGUGUGGUUUAUUGUGUGUAAGAAGCAGGCAGAGAGAGAGGGAGGAAGGGAGAAUGAGAGAAACAGGUAGCAAAUCCAGUAGCAUGUCACCAUGUGCAGCUUGUAAGCUUCUCAGAAGAAGGUGUGCUAAAGACUGUGUCUUUGCACCAUAUUUCCCCUCUGAUGAGCCCCAAAAGUUUGCCAAUGUUCACAAGGUUUUUGGAGCUAGCAACGUCAACAAAAUGCUUCAGGAUCUUCCACUGGAGCAGAGAGGGGAUGCAGUGAGCAGCAUGGUGUAUGAAGCAAACGCCAGAGUGAGAGAUCCCAUCUAUGGGUGUGUGGGGGCCAUCUCAUCUCUUCAACAACAAGUAGCAAUCUUGAAAUCCCAGUUGGCUGUUGCUCAGGCAGAGAUUGUUCAGCUGAGAGUUUGCCAGAACAACCUUUCUCAUCUGGUGAUGAAUGGGAUGAUACUGAAUGGAAGUGCCACUGCUACUCCCACUACCACCACCAUCACCACUGGAACUGCUUCUUCUUCUCCAGAUAAUAUCAGUCACAGCGGCUGAGGAGUACUAUUCUUGGAAAGGUACAUGAAUGAAGGACAGAGCCGCCCAUUGAUUUGGGUCCUAACAUAUCGAAUCUGACUGUAAGAGUGAGUGAUCAUAUCAAAUCUGGCAGUAAGAGUAAGUGAUCGUAUCUAUCAUCUCUAUUCUGGUCGAUUUUGUCUCUCAGAUGUCUUGUCAUAAGAUGGGUAGUUGUGUAUACAACAACUUAGAUUUAACAUUAUGCUGUGCAUAUACCUAUGCUUACAAGAUGUAUCUCUACCAUUAUUAUUACAUUUUUUUUUUUAAUUAAAUCAACUAGAAUAUCCUCUUCCUGGUCAA